Molecule: messenger RNA, 423 nt
Organism: Macrosiphum euphorbiae (potato aphid)
Lineage: Eukaryota; Metazoa; Arthropoda; Insecta; Hemiptera; Aphididae
Source: the annotation of a GenBank genome assembly
AUGUCAAAACUAACCAUCAUCUUGUCAAUAGCCGCGUUGUGCUCUCUGUCCACAGCGGCUCCAGACUUCUACAACGAUGAGGCGAACGUGCUUCAAGCCGAGGGAUUCGGAAACGAAGAAAUUAAAGAGUCAAAUUUGAUUACAAAAUGUUAUGACGAGGAAACUAAAUCAGCAUACAAGGUAGACUCCAUUUGGUAUCCAGUGGGAAGAUGUGAAAAACGAACUUGUUCGAGGCAAAAGGACUCAAAGACCCCGACAAUCAAAACUAUGGAAUGUGAACCGUGCACUUCAUGUAAAUUGCCCAAUCAUACAUGCCAACCAUUCCGUUCUGAUAAAAAUUAUCCUAAGUGUUGUUCACAGUGUUUAACAAAGUCUACUGUACUUUUGAAACCAGAAUCAAAGAAAAAAUACCAAAACUUUUAA